CCUGAUCCCGUUUUACCUGUGAACUUACCUGUACAGGUAGCCCGUCUUCCACCUGUUGUGUUAGGAAUACGAGUUAGUGGAGAAGGACAGGUGAUACAGAUACCGUUGAGAGACUGGGUGAAGAGCAACAUGUGUGAAGCGGGUGGUUAAUAACAAUAAAUGAAGGGAUGCUUGCCAUAUGACGACUGAUCAGAUUUAAAGUCUUAUCAAAUCUUUUUUAUCAAUUACCCAAAAAUGUACAGAUUUUAUGAGGCUUUCGUAAAUAAUAAAUAAAGUGGAACACGGGGAAGGAGCUCAGUCGAGAUACGAACCUCUAUCAGACUGUUUACAUUUAUUAUUAAUAUAAAAAGUGACAAGAGACGGGACAUAAUAUUAUUAUAUCUGGUUAUAUAUUAUUCAUAUUGGACGAUAUGGCCGAGGACCGGGUAAUUGAAGAGUACUCUAUUCCAUUGAAGGAUUCCCCACGACUCCAAGACUGUCCACAGUUUGUCUACUCAGUUGACGAUGGAACGCUUCCUUCCAACAUCCGAUCAGUAUUUUUAACCAAAGUUCAACUGACAAGGGAGUAUCAAAGGUCACGUGUUUGCCUCAGCACGUGCUGCAGUCACUCGAAGGAUGAGGACGAAAAGACAAUGAAGAAGAAGAAAAUGUGGUUCAUAUUUGUAUUGGUUGUUGUUGUCAUGUCGCUUGUCACAGCAUUUGCCGCCUGGGAAUUUCAUCGAAAGUCAUCCAAAACUCCUCAAUUACACCAGUGGCACAUGAAGGAAGACCCGAGUGAUGCUCCAGAACAUGGAGGCAGGUUACACAAAACUACAAUCUUAUCUGUUUACGAUAAAACAUUUUUACACCGGACACCGUGUCGGAAAAUCUGCUGGGAUUUCUCUGCCUUUAAGUUUAGAUCGAAAUGUAUGGAUGGAUUCUGUAGAUGUGAAGGACAAGGUUACAAUCCCCACACAUGUUUACCGGAUAUCGACGGCUGUCAAAUACAAACUGAUGACGUCACAUAUGCGGAUGCUUCUAUAAACGGCAAAAGAAUCUCGACGUUCAGUUGUAAACAGAAGAGUUCCGAAGGAAACGCCAUUCACGUGUUCAGUGUAUUCGGAAUGGGAGACUCCACAGGAACCGUUCUUGAUUUAAAAGGAGCGAACAACAAUGACGACAUAACAGUGGUCCUUUCCAGUUAUCAGAGUGUUAAUUGGAUCCUUCGGGUUGAUAAGGAUGUCCGCAUACGUAACAUUAUCAUGAUGCAGACAUCGAGUUUCGGGGAAUCAGAUCUCUUGUUUGAGCGAUCGAUUAAAACUGAGAGACCUGCGGUAUCAUCUUAUAGACAACAGUCUGGCUACGGAGACGACCGGGAGGGAGGUCAUACAGUACAGUUAUUACAAACAAUCACAAGGGAAGUUGGGCAAAUCACUACUUUUACCGGAAGUAAAUACGCGGAUUAUUUUAGCCUCGACCUGGGCCUAAUAUCAACAGAUACUUUGUAAUUGGGGUCAAUAUCAGUGUUAUUUUUAUACAUAAGAUGAGUGCAAUACAUAUUAUGUUUGAUGAAUGAUUAUUAAAACUUGAUUAAAACCGAAAACAAUG
This is a messenger RNA of Pecten maximus, 1587 nucleotides long. RefSeq lists its product as uncharacterized. The coding region runs from base 411 to 1487 and encodes 358 amino acids. The record is from RefSeq and is a predicted model, not a curated record. The transcript has 6 exons. Lineage: Eukaryota; Metazoa; Mollusca; Bivalvia; Pectinida; Pectinidae.